CAUAAGGUCACUGAAAUCUUUCCAAACUAAGGUUAGUAACUGAUGUUAGAGAAAGAUCCGAUGUUCAACUAAGUUGGAUGGCAAUCUCCAAUUGUUAUAAAUUGUUUCAAAUGAUUUCAGUUAUUUGAUUGAAUCAACAAGAAGAUGGAAUCCACAGAUUCCCCGCUUUACACCACAGUACCAAGGUCAGUUGCAAAGAUAAACAGAGCUUAUGGAUGCGUAUAUUUUUGUGCAAUUCUGGGGCUUACAUAUUAUCGUAUCCAGUAUAUUCCAAGUGAAGGAUAUGUACCAUGGAUGCUGCUAUUUUGUGCGGAGCUAGGCUUGGCCUUCCAAUGGGUAUUAGAGAUGGCCUUCAGGUGGUGGCCUGUGGAUCGAUUUACCUACCCAGAAAGACUUUCUAAAUGGUUUGAGAGGGAGCUACCUCCCAUUGAUGUAUUUGUAUGCACGGCUGACCCUGUUAAAGAACCUCCAGUAGAUGUGUCAAACACUGUAUUGUCUACUCUGGCUUUUAACUAUCCAGUAGAAAAAUUGACAUGUUAUGUAUCGGAUGAUGGAGGAUCCCCACUUACCUUUUAUGCUCUGUUAGAAGCUUCACGUUUUGCAAAGAGUUGGGUUCCUUUUUGCCACAAGUAUUCCAUUCAGCAGAGAUGCCCAGAAGCAUAUUUUUCGCAAUAUUAUGUGAAUGAAAAUGAUAACUUGUCCUUCACUGCAGAAUGGGAAAAUGUCAAGAAAUUGUACGAGGAGAUGAAAUAUUGUAUAAAUAGCACUGUGGAGAAAGGCACUGUUCCAGAAGAGAAAUGCAAAGAACACAGUGGCUUCAAAGAAUGGAAACCGGAGAUGACUUCACGAAACCACCCGAGUAUAGUUCAGGUUUUGCUAGAAAGGGGCAAUGAUUUGCCUAGACUUGUGUAUGUGUCCCGUGAAAAGCGACCUGGACACCCCCAUAACUUUAAGGCCGGUGCUCUUAAUGUUCUGAUUAGAGUCUCUGCUCUAAUGAGCAAUGCUCCUUUCAUUCUUACUCUGGACUGUGACAUGUACGCCAACAACUGUGAAGCCCUUCGAGAAGCCAUGUGCUUUUUCAUGGACUCUCGAACUGGGCACCAGUUUGCCUAUGUCCAGUUUCCUCAAAGGUUUCAGGGCAUUACCAAAAACGAUCUGUACAGCAAUUAUCUCAGGAAGAUUUUUGAUAUACUUUAUAAAGGAAUGGAUGGAAUUCAAGGAUCGUCGUACGUGGGUACCGGAUGCAUUCUCCGCAGGGAUGUCUUAUGUGGAAUUGAGCGACAACAGAGUUCUUCAAAUUUAAUGAAAGAGCUUAUUAGUUCAUCAUCAAUUUUAAGCAUGGAGAAAGCACCUCCAUCUAAGCGAUUGGACGAGGCAAAAGGGCUUGCCAAUUGCGGCUAUGAGAAGAACACCCAAUGGGGGAAAAAGGUCGGCAUGCUCUACGAUUGUGCAGUGGAAGAUGUUUUGACAGGGUUUUCUAUACACUGCAGAGGAUGGAAAUCUGUUUUUUACUCUCCCAAAAGAUAUGCUUUUGUGGGGUGUGCACCUGUUAAUCUGAAUGAUACUCUGAUCCAAAAUAAAAGAUGGGCAACGGGUUUAUUGGAGAUAUUUGUUAGCAAAUUUUCUCCAGUCAGUUAUGGUAUUCGCCAUACAAAACUAGCACAGAACAUGUGUUACAGCUAUUACUUUCUAUGGGCUCCAUCUUCAUUACCUUUAAUCUGCUACGGCUUAGUGCCAGCCUUGUGUAUGGUCACCGGCCUAUCGGUAUUUCCUCAGAUUUCAGAUCCAUGGUUUCUCCUCUUUCUAUUUUUACCAGCAUCUGCAUAUGCAUACAGUGCUUUAGAGUUUAUAUAUGUGGGAGGAGGCUCUUUAAAAUCUUGGUGGAAUGAUCAAAGGAUGUGGAUGAUAAAAGGCGUGUCGUCCUAUCUGUUUGGGCUCAUUCAAGUGGUCUGUAAAUUACUUGGAAUAUCCAAAGUGGGUUUUGAGGUGACAAGCAAAGUGUUUGAUAGCGAAGCAUCCAAAAGAUAUGAGGCGGAGAUUUUUGAGUUUGGGGUUUCCUCUGCGCUGUUUAUACCUUUUUCUGUCAUAGCACUGAUAAACCUCAUGGCAUUAGUAUGUGGGAUUGCAGGUGUGAUGAGAGAAGGUUAUUCAGCCAUGGCGAGUAUGUUUGUGCAGGUGAUGAUGUCAAGCUUCAUAGUAAUUAAUAGCUAUCCGAUAUAUGACGGUCUGUGGGUAAGGAAAGACAGGGGAAGCAUGCCCACGUUCAUCACUGUAUUCUCUCCACUGGCUGCGGCACUUGCCUGUUCUACGGUUUCUGCCAUAUCCUGGAAUUAUAAAAUUUUGAUAUAAAAAAAUAUGGCUUACGAAGUUUAAGAUAAGAUUUUACCGGUGAGCAAGAAUAGCAAAUUUUAAAAUAUAUGGUAUGGGACUGCCAAAGCACGGCUUGAAGAUAAUUGGCGAGUCAAUCAUCCGUUGGGGUAAUAAGCCUGCGAAUUAAGAUAGGCUUUUUAAUUCGACAAAUAUAGUGUUAGCAAUCUACAUACUAUUCAUUGUUUAUAUGAAUAUCACUUUAUUUAAAUAUCACAGUGAAACCGUUAAUAUCGGAUUAAUAUUCUGUUUUUAUUUUA
Cryptomeria japonica (Japanese cedar) is the source of this 2627-nucleotide messenger RNA. RefSeq names its product cellulose synthase-like protein E6. Lineage: Eukaryota; Viridiplantae; Streptophyta; Pinopsida; Cupressales; Cupressaceae. Gene Ontology annotation, biological process: cellulose biosynthetic process; plant-type primary cell wall biogenesis. The record is from RefSeq and is a predicted model, not a curated record. Gene Ontology annotation, cellular component: plasma membrane; trans-Golgi network. Gene Ontology annotation, molecular function: cellulose synthase (UDP-forming) activity; mannan synthase activity. The transcript is spliced from 8 exons. The coding region runs from base 145 to 2349 and encodes 734 amino acids.